Bombus impatiens (common eastern bumble bee) is the source of this 3056-nucleotide messenger RNA. Its product is annotated as protein SMG8. Bases 157 to 2880 code for a protein of 907 amino acids. NCBI's taxonomy places the organism in Eukaryota, Metazoa, Arthropoda, Insecta, Hymenoptera, Apidae. The record is from RefSeq and is a predicted model, not a curated record. Gene Ontology annotation, biological process: nuclear-transcribed mRNA catabolic process, nonsense-mediated decay. The transcript is spliced from 15 exons.
UUAAUACAGAAAAAUUACAUUUAUUCAUGUUUCUGCAAUUUUUUAAUAAAGUUUAUAACCUGUUGCAAAUGUACUUCAUUACAUUGCAUUGUGCGCUGCUAUCUUAUAACUAUAGCAUGCAAUAACAUAACCUUUAAGUUGCCAAACAAAUAUACAAUGCGACCGCAAAAAUUCCGACUUCCAUGCAGCGCAGGAAGUUUUGUACACACAGAUAAAAAGGUAGUGAUAGUAUCUGUAUUUGGAAAGUCACAAUAUAGUGCAAAAGGAUGCAAGACCAACAUGCUCAGUUCAAUCCUGCAGGUGAGCCUCCUGGAUGAACCAGAGGUAGAAGAAGAAUCAUUUUGUGAGAUUGAGGGAUACUACGAUUCUAAAGAUAGAACUAUAUACUUGCAUUUAAGAGGAUUAUUAGAUACACACACCCUUUUAACAAAAUAUGAUAAGUUCUUAGAAAAACAGGACUGCAAGGAUUUCCUUAGUGUAUGGGCACACAUGAGAGACAAAUAUGCUAGAGCACUACUUGUUUUAUUUCACAUAUCGCAUGUUAUUAUUCUUACUCAUCCGACUCACACAUUUGACUAUAGUUAUAUACAUUUAUUCAGAGCCAUGGAUAUGGUAAGACAAAAGGUUUCUCCACAACUUUCUGAUGUCCUAAGUUCCAUAUACAGUUUACCUAAGGACUGGGUAUCAAAUGUUAGACCCUGCUCUCCUAGGGUUUUAUUCUAUUUUGAAACUUGUCCCACUGUGUUUCAAGAUCCUGCCAGUGGAGCUAAUAUCAAGAAACUGGAGCAUUCCUUAGAAGAUCAGAUAUACCAAGUAUUAAGGAAAAAUCGAAUAGUAACCAAUAUUAGCUCAAAUUCACUGUUUGCAAUUCCUGCAAAUCAAGAAUUCGUAUAUGUACACACUGGUACGACAGAAUCCAGAGAUAUUCUGGGCUACAUGGCAAAGAAGCUCAUACAGAGUUGCAAAGUUAGCUCUGGAGGAAGUACUUCAAGGAGUUUGGCUAGUCAGGAUUCCAAUAUUCAAAUAGAGGAUACAGAAACUGAAACUCGUUCCUUUAGAUCAUUUCUACAACAGCAUAUAAACCUAGCCUUUGCAAGAGGUUUUGAUGACAAUGUUGGAAGACAUUCUGUACCUGCCUAUUUUGAGAUACCUAAUGUUACAAUAUUCUGUGAAGUGGCAAACAAAGUAUACGACUAUUUUAUACAUGGAACAGAUAAAGAACUACUAACAUUACACAGCUUGUUAGAUACUGAUGUAAAGUUCAGCAAGAGCAGAUGCAGCAAAGUACUCCCACGAGCCCUCCAGGCUUACCAAGAGAACCUACCGCAACACUACACAAGAGCAUAUCAUGAAACAAAAUUGGCACAUGCAAUGGGUGUCUUUGAGAUGCAUGCACGAGGCCCUUUGUUUGAAGAGUUUAAUGAAAAGCUACAGGCCGAAUGCGAGAAGCACUGGAGAUCUGGGAGGCAGAUGUGCGAAGUACUGUCUCUGACAGGGAAUCCUUGCACGAAUCCGAUACACAGAGGUGGAAGUGAGGGCGCUGGAGGCGGGGAACAAACGGAACAAAGAGAGAAUGACAAUGACUUACCAAUUAGGGAACAUUGUAGCGGAGUUCGAUACAUCUGUGCUUGUAAUUGUGGUCGUUGUCAGGGUUCAAGGGAGGACCCAUUCAGUCUGAGACAGGCCAACUAUGAUUAUUUUCAAAUGCUAGCUAAGCAAUGUGGAUGUGCUCAGUUAGAGAACAUACAGUUUCCUGUUUUCCAACCAAGCACUCAUAAUUAUAGGCCUGCACAGUUGUUUUCUACUAAACGAGAGGACUCUUUCACUCAUGCAGAAUCUCCAACAUCUGAAGGAAAUACUCAAGCUUGCAGCUUAGGAGUUAACACUCUGAAUGAUGAUAUUCGAACUCCAUAUGGAAGUGGAGGACAGUCACCUCCAACGAGUGAAACUAAUGAAGAUGUUCCUAAGCUCAGCAGUAAAACCAGUUUAACACCUAAUGAAGCCCAUAAAGUAGUUAUAGAAGUAUCAGAUAGUGAUGCAGAAAAUGCAAAAGAGAAAUCUCUAGUCAGGCAGCCUUCAACAACAGAGUAUCUACCAGGAAUGUUACAUACAGAAUCACCAGCUGGUUUAUUGCCACAAUUCUCUAGCUGGUCUCUAGUUUGCCUUGGACCAAGUAGCCUAUACUCUCAUAAUUUGGGUUUACAACACCAAGCUGGUGUUUUAGCCACUUCCGCUUUUCUUUUACCAUGGGAUGUGACUGUUAGACUAGAGCAUCAAAAAGAAAGAGGCUCUUUGUGGCCUACUAUAGGUGAUCAUGGAACCCAUAACUAUUGUCCGAGAGGAAAGAAUUUUCAAAAUAUGAAUACUAUUCGUGGUCGGAAAUCAAAAGGCGGAAAGGAAUUUGUAGUGAAAAUAUUUGUGGGAGUGGAAUACGAGUGUCCAAGAGGACACAGAUUUAUGGCGUCUGCGCCGGAUAAGGUUCUGAAGGCUACUGGAAAUGGGAUUGUGAAGGACAGUGGAAAUAAAGUCACAUCCAGUACUGCGGACAUGCCGCUCUAUUUUCCCUGUCCUUGUCGGCAAACAAAGCCUCUAAUAGCUCAAUUAAUGAGAAUUCACGUAGUGACGCCAAAAGCACCUGUUCAUGUUACAGUAAAUCCUAGAGUACAACCUGGACCUCCACCUUGUCCAAUUUUUGUCACUGGUUGCGAUGAACCAAUAAAGUUAUCGCAAAGUGCUUACUGGGUCUUGAGAUUACCAUACGUGUAUAUGGAUGAAAAGGGUCCAUAUUUGGCGCCAAAAGAACCAGUACCAACUUCACACGGAAGACUAUUGGCGGGAAUGUAUGGAAUUAGUGAAGUACUUCCGGAAAAGAAAAUAUAGUAUUCAAAUAUUUCUAGUCAAAAACUGAUUUGUACGAAAUUUGUAAAUUUUGUACAAAUUACUUCUUUUAAAUAGUAAAUUACUUCUUAUAAACAUAUAAGGAUAAUCAAAGUUUAUAUUAUUAUUUAUAAUUUCUAAUUCCAAUUUUAUAACAAAACUCAAUUUGAAUGUAGUCA